This is a messenger RNA of Candidozyma auris, 1890 nucleotides long. RefSeq lists its product as uncharacterized. Bases 1 to 1890 code for a protein of 629 amino acids. The transcript has a single exon. The record is from RefSeq and is a predicted model, not a curated record. Gene Ontology annotation, molecular function: phosphatidylinositol binding; protein binding. NCBI's taxonomy places the organism in Eukaryota, Fungi, Ascomycota, Pichiomycetes, Serinales, Metschnikowiaceae.
AUGUCAACCGGCCUCUUUGCUUCGAAACAGGCAAAGUCCUCGAGGAACUUGAAGAAGCUCACAAUCUCGUCCCCCAUCGCUCGCUCCUCCUCCUCCUCGCUCCAAGCAUCCCCGGUGUUUUCUCCCGUAUCUGGAGACCCAGUCAUCGUCUUGCGAGUUAAGUAUGACUUUGACGCCGAAUCGCUGGUGGAGAUGAGCGUUAGACAGAAUGACUUUGUCAAGCUUGUUCACAGACCAGGCAAUGGCUGGCUUUUGGUCAAGUACAUCGACAAGACCGGCAGCGGGCUUAUCCCUGCUUCGUAUGUGGAAAUCAUUGCCAACGAUCUCCAAAAACCUGUCUCCGCUCAAUGGCUCCUUGAGAGCUCUCCUUCCACCACUAGCAAGCAAGAUUCCAUAUCAAACAUAAGAAUAACCACGGUGCUACAGAACAAAAAAUUGCGCUACUUGUACAGAAUGGACAUCAGCAUGGGCUCAGGUAAGCAAGUCUACCUCUGCAAGUACUACCAGAACUUCUACAACUUGUACGUCUCACUCGUUGCCUCAUUGGGACGGGUGGUGACAAUUCCAUACCUACCCAACCCACAAAGACUGUUGGAGAAGUCGGUUCUGGCGCUGUCGCUUUCCAACGACAAUAUCAAGGACUUAUUACAAUUGGCAGCGCAAUUGAGCAAGUAUAUGAGAGAGCUCUUGGCAAUCAACGAAGUGAGAAACUGCGACGAGUUCGUAGAGUUCAUCAAUGAUGAGCAAUUCAAACGAAUUGAGGUGAAUCCUGGCGACUUGCCUCUUCCCGACUCGGAGAUAAACAAUCUUCUCCAUAAGGAUCUGAUCAACAUAUUAGAUACUAUGCAAAGAGCUGAUUGCCCUCCCUCAAUCUCCCUGACCCCACUGCAAUCUCCUCGUAAUACGGGAGAGUCGCCUCGUCUCAGACAGCGAACUUCCCCAGCACAGGUUCAACUACGGAGUUUGAAGGCUUCUCAGGCUACGAUAGCGAUGAUGUCGUCUUUCACGGCCUCCGCAAGCAAUGAGAACAUGCAAAAGCGUUCAAAUGAAGAACCUUCGCCUAUGGUGGAAUCAAAGAGCUCUCAAACGCUAUCUACAUUUUCUCUGCUUCUUGCUGGCUAUGGAGAAGAGGAUGCUCAUCAAAAUAAAGAAUCCAAAGAGGAAGAGUUUGAUUUUUUCAACGAAAGGACAAUUUCUUCUGAAUCUAAAAGUGAAGGCACUCAAAGCAUGAGUGACACAACGUUGCAAGAACCUGUCAAUCUCGACACUCGGUCUAGAUCGCCUGUUAGUGCAAAUUACCAUCCAAAGGCGGGCUCCUCUGACAUGAGUUACGAGUCUGUCAGCACCAUUGGAAGCCAAGGAGUGCAGCACACCCACUACUCCAGCGGCGAGGACUCUAUUAUGCUGAACAGUUCGAGGCAUAAAAGUCUGUCUUGUGAGCCAAAGACUCCAACGAUCGUCUCAGAACACAGCUUUUCGAGAUGUCCUCCUAGACUCUUUGGCGAAGAAGAUGACGAACAGAUUAAACCCCUUCUGCCCAAGAAGCACAAGGAAGCUUACAUCACAGCUUCUUCAUCCACGACAACCAUCACGCCAGAUGCUGAAAAAAAGACGACAUUCAACGGAGAGUAUGUUAAGAUCAAAGUCACUCUCUGCAAUGAAGAUGACGAUAAAGUCAUUCUUCGAGUGCGUCGCAACGAAUUACACUCGAUCGACACCCUCAAACAUAUGCUACUGUUCAAGAUCUACAAGGAUCCUGCCUUGAUCCAUCACUACACUCUCCAACCCAUGGGCGAACCUCGUGACGAGAAUGCUUUAGACGAAGGUUCCUUACUCAACUACGUGCGGAGCAGUACCAAAGCCCAUCUUCGGCUUCAGCGUGCACGCUAA